Metarhizium album ARSEF 1941 is the source of this 1455-nucleotide messenger RNA. RefSeq lists its product as uncharacterized. The transcript is spliced from 2 exons. Bases 1 to 1455 code for a protein of 484 amino acids. Lineage: Eukaryota; Fungi; Ascomycota; Sordariomycetes; Hypocreales; Clavicipitaceae. The record is from RefSeq and is a predicted model, not a curated record.
AUGUCCGAGUACAGGAACAGGCUGUCCAAGUACGAGACUGUGCUGGCCAAGUACAAGGCCGUGCUGUCCAAGUAUAGGAACGUGUUGUCCAGGCGCAGGACUCCCACGGCAAACAUUCAAGAUCUUCCAAACGAGAUUCUUGAAGUCAUCUUCGAGUUUGCCCUGCCGAGACAGCAAUAUUUCGACAAACCCGAGCUCCCCUUCUUCGAGCGGCCCUAUGACUUCGAAGCAGUCCGUAAUCUGGCACCUACUUGUCGCCGAUUCAAAUCAACGGUAGAUGACAUGCGCUUCCGCUACUUGUUCGCCUUCGAUUUGGUAGGCGGCAGAAGAUGCUGCGACUCUGACUCCGACUCUCAUCACACCAGCCUCAGCUGCCUCUAUGGUCUAUACUGUGCGCUUCAGGAGAAUCCCGAGCUUGGGCAAAAGUGCCGAGUGUUCAGGGCACACAUGACGAAGCCCGGAAGCAUCGAGGGAGGUCUCUCCUGUCUCGUCGGCAUCCUCUCCCGCCUUCCAAACGUGACAAAGGUUUGGAUCGAUGUUGCGCAUGGGGAUGUAUCCGUGCGGCCGCGCUUGUAUCCCUGGCGUACCUCGUUUGCUCCAGUUCUGGGCCAGUUCAAGAACAUGUCAAGGUUGACCGAGAUUUAUCUUUCCCCCAUGGACCAUCUCGAGAUGAUCAAGUUAUCCCAGGCUCACUGGCCGCCAUCAGCAAAGAAAUUGCACAUGGCAAUGCCGACUUUCGGAGGCAUGGUGCCCAAUAGAAAGAUGCAACAAAACCCGACGUUUAAAAUCACAUCGCUUUCCACAUACAUGGUUAGGAUGCCCACAGAAUUGCCCCAGUUACUCAACGAUUGGCCCACGGCCCUCGAGGACUUCACCAUCAGUCUCCGUCAAGUACCCCGACACUACCGAAUCAUUCCUGCCUUUCUCCAACGGCACAAAGCAAGUCUCCGGGCCCUUAGAGUGAUAGGGGGCAAGUGUACUUGGUUAUUCAACCUCUCCGACUUCACGGCUCUGGAACACCUUACCUUUGACUCGGCCGUGAGCCGACGCUAUGACGCGGACGAACAGCCGGUCAGUGACCCGACGGCAAGUGGCAUCUUCGGCCCCAAGUUGAACAAGAUCACCUGGCUCCUUCGCAGCCCCGAUGAAGGGCUAGCCCUAAACCCUGAUGCCGAUAUGGGGUUUGAGGCUUUGGCCCGGGAAGCUCAUCGUGUAGGAGCGGCUUUGGAGGAAAUACACAUUGUCUUGGUCCCAAGAGGAGCAUCCGAAGCAUCAGUCUCGGCGCCAGCGCCUGUCAUCUGUCGCCAAGCGAGUGUUGGCAAAGUCAGCAUCUCAUACAGUGUGGCCGAGUUGUCUGGCGAUCAGAAGCUUGCGCUCCUCCGCCAACAGGUCGCUCCUGUCCCAGGGAGAAAAAGAUGCAGCCUUCAUAGACUGAUAUCGAGUCUGUACGACUAA